GCUUCAUUAGGACGAUCCCUCCACCUCUUUGUUCCUCCCACGACUCAUCGUGCGUCCACCGUAGGAGGGAUGCCGCCACCGGAGGUCCGCCGCUCCAUCAAGCGCUCGGCGGUGUCUGAUCAGCAGAGGCGGAGGGAGCUAGCGCUCCUCCGCCAGACUCAGCAGCGUUCUGACUCCCAGAACCGCGCCCGACGGCUAGCCUCCUCCGUCUUUACCCUUUCCUCCUCCUCCUCCUCUGACCUUAUCCUUCCGGACAAAGACAUCCUGACCCGGGCGGCGGAUUCUGAGGAGCACGAGGCUCAUUUAGAUGAGUCUGUGGCGCCGGCGAGGGAAUUGAACGUGGUGCAGGCCUCUAAGCUCAAGGGUCGGGAGGCUCGCCAGUGGUUUGCACGACAGCUUAUGCUUCCGGAAUGGAUGAUCGAUAUACCUCCUAAACUUGAUCGUGACUGGUAUGUUUUUGCCAGGCCUGCUGGAAACCGUUGCUUUGUUGUUUCCUCUAAUGGGACAACAAUUAGUAGGUUGAGGAAUGGAUCUGUUCUGCAUCACUUUCCGUCUUCAUUGCCCAACGGCUCUAGGACCAGAGAUAGCUCUGGUCCUGCGAGUUCUUAUUGUGUAUUAGAUUGCAUAUUUCACGAGCCCGAUCAAACAUACUAUGUGAUUGAUAUGGUCUGUUGGAGAGACUACUCGCUGUAUGAUUGUACUGCAGAAUUUAGAUUCUUUUGGUUGAACUCAAAGCUUGCAGAGUCUGGAGCUUGCAAUUCUCCAUCAACAUAUCACAGAUACCGAUUUUCUGUUGUUCCUAUCUAUGAUUGUAAUCAAGCUGGUCUACAUGCAGCAUAUUCUACUUCUAUGCCUUAUACUAAAGAUGGCGUACUAUUCUUUAACAAGCAUGCACAUUAUCAAACAGGAAAUACACCUUUAGCUCUUGUGUGGAAAGAUAAUUACUGUAGCCAGUAUUUUCUUGAUACAGAUAGCCAAGGUUUGGUGCCAACCCAGCAACAGGUUGUCUUGGAAAUGCAAGAAGAUGGUAAAUUAACAACCUCUGAUGAUCCUCCUGUUGUGUUUGGUAGCUUAGAGGUUGAUUUCAUUCAGAAGUCAGAAUUUCGAGCAGGAAACCUCCUUCGAUUUGCUAUUAAAGAUGAAAGUGUGAGAGUUGUAGAUGGAAAGCUAGAGCUUGGUGAUUUGCAAUUCAUAAGCAAGUCUAACCGUGCACGAGCAUUUGCUGAUAGCUACUCUAAGGUUUUCUUCCAGUAUGCUGCUCGACAUUCUCCUCUUAAAAUCGAGGAUAUUGCCGCAUCUAUUCUACCAAAUCUUCCUGAUGACAGCCCAAUUGUUGAUGUUGAGAUGGGCAGUUGAGAUCCUAAUACAUUGUAUGCCCCUCCCGACAUUUACACCUCUAACCAAAAGAUUGCUGUUUUCCCUUGACGUCUUUCUGUUUUCUCACUGGAUAAAAGUUGAAUCUCCAUGGGAGCUGCCAAAUUGGCUCCGGGCUAGGCAAAUUGUGGUUCCGGCUGUGUCGAUAUUUGUGCUUAUUGAUAUAUAUCAGUCAUUUUUAUC
Zingiber officinale is the source of this 1557-nucleotide messenger RNA. RefSeq names its product snurportin-1-like. Bases 70 to 1356 code for a protein of 428 amino acids. Lineage: Eukaryota; Viridiplantae; Streptophyta; Magnoliopsida; Zingiberales; Zingiberaceae. Gene Ontology annotation, cellular component: cytoplasm; nucleus. The transcript has 7 exons. The record is from RefSeq and is a predicted model, not a curated record. Gene Ontology annotation, biological process: snRNA import into nucleus.